Messenger RNA from Trichoplusia ni (cabbage looper), 1191 nucleotides. Its product is annotated as sulfotransferase 1 family member D1-like. Bases 114 to 1112 code for a protein of 332 amino acids. Gene Ontology annotation, biological process: sulfation. NCBI's taxonomy places the organism in Eukaryota, Metazoa, Arthropoda, Insecta, Lepidoptera, Noctuidae. The record is from RefSeq and is a predicted model, not a curated record. Gene Ontology annotation, cellular component: cytoplasm. Gene Ontology annotation, molecular function: sulfotransferase activity. The transcript is spliced from 9 exons.
CACAACACCUGGUCUCCCACAUCACGUCGUGUCCAUCGGGCUGGAAGGCGCCCUACCAAUUCCACGCUCCAAAAAAAAGAGACCAACCAUUGCACAUUAACUAAGAUUUCAACAUGGCUGGUCUAGAAUUUCCUCACGAAAUCACGCCAGUUACCGAAGAGGAAGAUAAAAUUAUCAAGAAGUAUUAUACAGGAUAUGCCAGGACAUUUGUCCGCAUGGGUCCUGAGAAGUACAUCCUGAGCGCUGGUUACGGAGACCACGUCCCAGAGAUCUACAACCUAGAAGUUAGACCUGAUGAUAUUUGGGUCACCACCUUCCCGAGAUCAGGUACAACUUGGCUGCAGGAGAUCGUGUGGCUAAUCGCUAACAACCUAGACUUCGAGACGGCGAAGAACGUCUCCAUAACGAAGAGAUACGCUUAUAUUGAUUACAGAGCACAGAGGUUCGAGAUCCGGCCCGAGUCGAAAGACCCGAAUUUAAAAGUUCUCACGUGGACACACGACGACUUCCGAACAUUUCCGGACAUGACGUCACCGCGAUACGUCAAGUCGCAUCUGCCGCUGUCUUUUCUACCCCCAAAAUUACUUGACACAGCUAAAGUGUUUUACAUAGCUCGCGACCCACGGGACGUGGUUGUAUCGUACUACUUCGGUCACAAACUGUUCAGAUACUUCGAUGCGGAUGCCGUAGUCGAGAUGAAAGAGUUUUGGGAUCUCUUCAAAAAUGAUUUAGUGAUGCACACUCCAAUAUUACCGCACGUUAAAGAAGCCUGGCUUAAACGUGACCAUCCAAAUAUGAUGUUCCUAUUUUACGAAGAGUUGCAAAAUGAUGUGAGCAGUGUCAUAGAUAAAAUAUGCAAGUUCCUAGGUAAGGAAUACAGUGCUCAACAGAAACAGCAGCUGAUGGAACAUAUUGACUUUAAUAAUAUGAAGAAGAAGCCGAUUGCUGGACUGCCCAAGAAGGAGGAAGGAAGCGAGAUGACUUUCUUCAGAAAGGGCAAGGCAGACAAUUGGAGACAAUACUUCGAUGAGGAAAUGACGAAGGAGGCUGAAGAAUACAUGGAGAGGAACUUGAAAGAUACUGAUAUGCGGUUUCCUUCUGUCAUUCAUUAAUUUAUAGUCCACUAAUUAAUAACUGUUUUAUUAAUAAUAAUUGCAUUGUAGGUAUUUAAAUAAAAACAUUCCCUUGUUU